AGGAUGGAAAGGCGCACUGGGGGGUCGUGUUGGGGUGAGCUGCCCCUUAUCCUUUAUCCUUGUCUCUGUCCUCAAAGCUGGGGGCUGGGAGCAGAGAGGGGCUGCUCUGUCCCCUCCCGCAGUGGGCGCUGUGUUUGGCCGUCCCCAUUGUAAAGCACCUCAUCCUCACACCCCAUCCCAGCGCCGCCUCCUUUCAGUUGGAGCCGUUUUCCCCUCCUCCUGUCCCAGCGCGGCCCGAGAUAGGAGUCCAUCCGUCCCCUUCUGUCUGUCUGCCCUUCCCUGGACGUGUGCUCAGCGCUGCACCCGCAGUGCAGCCCUCCAUCCCACAGCUGCGAUGGGUGCUGUGGGCACACGGGUGGGUGACAUCAGGAGCCCCAGCCGGCCGCAGCCUCCUUGUCCUCAUGAGACUGAAUUAAUGGGAGUCUAUGGGCCGGAUGGCUGCAACCCAGGGCUCUGGAGGAGGGGCUGAGGUGGUGGCAGUGGCAGCCUGGCCUGCACCAGGAGCAGGGCAGCGAUCGCCCCCUGCGCUCAGCUCUGUGAGGCCGCACCUCGAGUGCUGUGUCCAGUUUUGGGCCCACACUGCAGGAAGGACAUCGAGGCCCUGGAGCGAGUUGAAAGAAGGGCAGCAAAGCUGUGAGGGGUCUGGAGGCCAGGGCUGAUGAGGAGCGGCUGAGGGAGCUGGGGUUGUUCAGUGUGGAGAAGAGCAGCUAAGGGGAGACCUCACUGCACCCCACAGCUUCCUGAAGGGAGGGUGAGGUGAGGAGGGGUUUGGCCUCUUCUCCCAGGGGACAACCGGGACCCGAGGAAACGGCCGCAAGUUGUAGCAGAGGAGGUUUGGGUCAGAUGAGGAAAAGCUUUUUCUCUCGACAGCAGUCAGGCAUGGAACGGCUGCCCAGGGAGGUGGUGGAGUCGCCGUCCUGGCAGCGUUCAACAGGAGUGUGGAUGAGGAGCUGCGAGAUGUGGUUUAGUGCUGGUGGUGCAGUGGUGAUGGGAGGGCGGUUGCACAGGAUGAUCUUGCAGGUUCCAACCUUGCGAUUCUAUGGUUCUAUGGUUCUAUUAUUCUAUGACAGGGGGCCCAGGGCAGGACGGGUGGCCCUGGGAGGCUGUUGAGGGCCGCAGAAAGCACUGGGCACGAGUGGAGCACUGGGUGAGUGCUGGGCUCCCAGCUCAAGGCAGACUCUCCUGUGCCAGCGCUGCAGGGAAGCUGCUCUGGGGGCAGGUUGUACUGCGGGCAUCUCCAGAGCUCCCUUCCAGCCCCUGUGCUUUGUGACAAGCGGAUGUGUGAAGGGAGGCAGCCAGCAGUGCGAGUUUGGUGGCUUUCAGAGUCCAAGCACCACAGCCCUGCGAUGCCACCGGGAGUCGGAGUGCCAUCAGCCACGUCCCUGCCUUCGUCUCCAUUCCCUGCAAUGGAGCUGAGUCGGGUGCACCCGCAGGGAUGGGGCACCCACGGCCGCUCCGGGCAGCAGUGCCAGGGCCUCAGCUCCCCCUGGGAUGAACUUCCCUGACCUCGAAUCCCAAUCCCCCCCUUCACGUUAAAACCAUUCCCUUGGUCCCAUCGCCACCCGGACACUUAGAAAGUUCAUUUCCACCAUGUUUAUCAUCUCCACUGAGACAACGGAAGGCCACAGCGAGCAGCCACAGCAAGUGCUGGGGACGGGGCAGGCGCAGAGCCGUGCUGUGACAGUGUCACAGAGAGCUCUUGUGAGCUCAGGGAGAGGGGCUGAGCUCAGCGGUCACGGAACCCCCCGCUGCCACUCUCGAGCUCCCUUGGCAGAGAGAAUCCCUUCACGGACGCUGACGGUGCUUCCGACACCCGAUGCCGCUUUCUUUGGAUCGUUUGUGGCGCCACCGGCCUGCUGCAAUGCAGCCCACCUUUGGCAACGCAGCAGCGCUGGUGACACCGCAACCCCUCUACGUCCCCGCUGUCACCUCCGUGGUGCCUCAGGUCUGGCCUGGGGUGCCCCGUGUCCGGGGACAGGGAGCGCAGCUCCCACCCGGGGGGCCGCCUCCAUCUGUGCGUCAGCUCCCACCUUGGGGGCUGCACCCAGGGACGGCUCCCCCCGCGGCCCCUGCCCACCGCUGGGGACAUCCCCUGCAGGCAGGGACACCGCAGCCCCCGCAGCCGAUGGGGCUGUGGCCUGGGGCCGUGUUCCACGCGCAGCCCCCGCAGCCCGCAGGCGGCUGCCCGCUGCAGGACCCCCAUCGCCGCGUCCUUCCGCCGGCACCUCCAGCGCAGCAGCAGGGGCUCCCCGCGCCCUGCACCCUGCCCGCCAGCUGGCAGCAGGCGCCGGGGCCCUUUGCAGAUGCCGUGGUGCUCACGGAGGGCCAGGGGCACCCGGCGCCCACCCACGCGUGCCCCCAACCCACCGCGGCUCCGCUCGGCUGCAGCGGCGCGGCGCUGGACUCAGGUGCGGCGACAGCGAGCGCAGACGUGGCGGAGGACGUUGCUGAUCUGCUCCCGUGGAUCAGCGGUGAGUGUGGGGUCUGCAGAGGGGGCGGGUGGGCGUCCGCGCCGACGGGGGGUGGGAAAGCUGGCAGUGCCCCUGCAUCCCGCUCGACACCUCGGAGAUCGACGAUGUGCUGGCGUGGCUCAGCAACGAAGGGACCCCCAGCUCAGCCGUUCCAGGGGACAAGGAGGACAUCGACAGUCUGCUCACCUGGAUCGCUGAAGCGUCGAGUUGCCCGGAGGUCCCCCAGCCGCCACUGCCAGCCGUCCCCAGCAGCCUCAGCACCUCUCCUGCCAUCGGAGCGGCCCCCGACCUUCCCACGAGCGGCAGGCAGCUCAGCAGAGAGGCGCAGGCUGUCGCCGGGCCCCUCGGGGAGCCGUGCUCAGGGCAGCCGGCAUCCUCUGAGUCUCGGCUCCGCGAGCACCUGA
This is a messenger RNA of Tympanuchus pallidicinctus (lesser prairie-chicken), 2875 nucleotides long. Its product is annotated as fidgetin-like protein 2. The transcript is spliced from 6 exons. Lineage: Eukaryota; Metazoa; Chordata; Aves; Galliformes; Phasianidae. The coding region runs from base 1817 to 2875 and encodes 352 amino acids. The record is from RefSeq and is a predicted model, not a curated record.